AUGGCUUUACCAAGUCAAAAAACUCUAAAUGUAGCAGAUAAACCAUUGUCUAUUAGCAACUCCGUAAAAUCAAUGGAAAUACCAAAUAUAAUACCACUAACCAGAAUCGACAAAACAUUAGUUAUAGAAAUUUUGAGUAUAAUAGCAACAAUAUUAAGUGCCAUAAUAGCAAUAGUAUUGUAUUGCCUAAAAAAACAAACUAAAAGAAAUGCUAGUAUCGACAACAAGCCCAACAAUCAAUUACCCAUCACUCAAACGCCCAACUUACUAUUUACGCAACAACUGAUAGAAAAAGAAUUAACACCUAAACAGAUAGCCCGAUUAGCAGACCAAUUAAAAGCCAACCGAGCUGUAAACCAAACUACUAAAGGCAAUAAAAGACCAAAUAAACCUCAUAUUGUAAGAACAGGAUUACCUCCACCAGCACUAACCAAACCAAACAGAAAAUACUGA
Molecule: messenger RNA, 453 nt
Organism: Racocetra persica
Lineage: Eukaryota; Fungi; Glomeromycota; Glomeromycetes; Diversisporales; Gigasporaceae
Source: the annotation of a GenBank genome assembly